CGGGGCCCCAGGACGUGCGGGGUCAAGACCUCGGCCGCCGUGGCGCUCCUGGGGCAGGGAGGGGCCAUCGCGACCCUGAUCCUCGCUUUCAUGGCCAUCAUGAGCACGUACUCGUCCGAGCUCAUCGCCGUCUCGUCCAUCUGCACCUACGACAUCUACAAGACGUACAUCAACCCCGGCGCGACGGGCAAGCAGCUGAUGCGCGUCAACUACAUCGGCAUGGUGUGCUUUGCGCUCUUCUUUGCGCUCUUCAUGGCCGCCUUCGCUACCGCCCUGUACUAUAUCGGCAUCUCGAUGGGCUACCUGUACCUGAUGAUGGGCGUCAUAAUUUCCUCGGCGGCCCUCCCCGCAACUUUGACGCUGAUGUGGUCGGGCCAGUCGUGGGCCGCGGCCACCUUCAGCCCCAUCCUCGGGUUCGCCUGCUCCGUGACGGUGUGGCUCGUCACGGCCAAGACAGAGUACGGCGAGCUCUCUGUGGCGGCCACGGGCGCCAACAAGCCCAUGCUGGCGGGCAAUAUCACGUCGCUGCUGGCGCCCAUGCUCUUCAUCCCGCUCCUAACCUACAUCCCGCCAUUCAGGCUGCAGAAGUACGACUGGCAGAGCAUGCUCGACAUUGGCAAGGGCGACGAUCGCGAGUUCGCUGAGGAGGCGCACGACCCCGAGGUUGUGCUCGCCGCACAGGGACAGCGGGAGGAGGAGGCGGCGCAGGAGCAGGCCAAGCUGGCAAAGGCGGCGAAGAUCGCCCGGUGGCUGACCGUCGUGCUGACGCUAGCGUUACUCGUGCUAUGGCCCAUGCCCAUGUUUGGCACUGGAUACAUCUUUAGCAAAGAGUUCUUCGCCGGCUGGGUUGUGGUCGGCAUAAUCUGGCUCUCCGCCUCAGCGGUCAUGGUCGUUUUCCUCCCCGUAUUCGAAUCUCGGUCGACGAUUAUCCGGACUACGAGGAUGAUGUUUAAGGAUCUGUUUGGGGGCGGACUUCGUUCGAAGCCUGUCAGUGAGGGUCAGGUGGUGUCUGGGGAUGUCACGCCGCCCAACGCGUCUGAGAAGCCGGGGGUAAAGGAGUAAAGGGCGUCCGAUAGCUAUAGGUGGCGGGGGAUGUAGAACACACAGCAGUAUAUGUUGCUCUAGGCAGCGAACGCAUUGAGAUUUUGCGUCAGAUCUACUCGGCUUCGGUCAAGUCCAGCCGUCGUUGCUCCACGCCAUGGCCACUCGAGGGGACUGUCGGCUCCGCGACCCGU
This is a messenger RNA of Gaeumannomyces tritici R3-111a-1, 1235 nucleotides long. RefSeq lists its product as hypothetical. The transcript is spliced from 2 exons. The record is from RefSeq and is a predicted model, not a curated record. Gene Ontology annotation, molecular function: spermidine transmembrane transporter activity; putrescine transmembrane transporter activity; urea transmembrane transporter activity. The coding region runs from base 91 to 1062 and encodes 323 amino acids. Lineage: Eukaryota; Fungi; Ascomycota; Sordariomycetes; Magnaporthales; Magnaporthaceae. Gene Ontology annotation, cellular component: plasma membrane. Gene Ontology annotation, biological process: putrescine transport; urea transmembrane transport; spermidine transport.